Messenger RNA from Scleropages formosus (Asian bonytongue), 2650 nucleotides. RefSeq names its product transmembrane protein 45a (gene tmem45a). The transcript has 6 exons. NCBI's taxonomy places the organism in Eukaryota, Metazoa, Chordata, Actinopteri, Osteoglossiformes, Osteoglossidae. Bases 786 to 1613 code for a protein of 275 amino acids. The record is from RefSeq and is a predicted model, not a curated record.
ACACCCGGAAAAAGCAUUUCCCUUCUCCGUUAUAUUCUUCACAUUCAACUGCAACCUACAGAUAUGGCCCAAAAGUCAUAUAGCAGGGAAGGUAAAAACUGUGGAAACACGGAUGUGGUGGAAACUUUUGAGGGGUCGUGAGGCGACGCCGACGUCCCGAAUCGUGCGCAAGCGGAACACAGAACGCAAAAAAAAAAUGUCUUUUAUUCGAGAUGCUCCGCGAUGUUUGUGAAAGAGGAAAGAAAAGAGGGAGGCAAAAAAAGAGCAAUGAUUGAAACACCGGGUAAAUUGGUGCGGGGUGUUUGUUGUCCACGAGCUGUGAAGCGGGGGGGGGGGGCUGUUUGCUCUCCACUCCGUGGCGCUCGAGGGCGGUGGAAGUGAGGACGUGGAAGCCGGUUCUGUGGGCGCCACGAGGAGCCCCGGCGCCAAUCCCAGCGGCCCUGGGCGGUGCAGGACGGGGCUGGACGAGGCUGGACGGACUCUUCUCUCCUCCUCCGCCGAGCUCCGUCCACAGUGAAAUUAAUGAGACCGAACGUAUCACUCUCCUCCCGGAGCGGUCAAGACCUCCAGGAAGCGUCGCUGAGAUUUAAACUCGUGUGUGGGAAGUCGUUCCUGACCCGUCAUUAUCAUUGGUGUCGGAUUAAAAUUGGUUUUAUUGGAGAAACUGGCAAGUUGGAACGGAGGACGAAGUGCCGUGUUGUGGAAACUCCGAUUCAGAUGCAACUUAGUCGUCGUGGGAGUUGGAAGAGAGAAACGCACACACAAGUUGGGUGUGCUGAAGGAUCAUGGGUAAUUUCAAGGGUCACGCCUUGCCAGGCACCUUCUUCCUGAUCGGAGGCCUAUGGUGGGCUGGGAAGUACUCCCUUUGUUAUGGCACCCGGAGGAAUCGGAGCCUGGGGCGUUUGGCCGGCAAGGCUGUGCAGCGCCGCCUGGAGAUUGUUGAGGGCUCUGUGAUGCUCUCCUUCUCCGUGAUCGGCAUGCUCGCAGAGCAGUUUGUUCCAGAUGGACCCCAGCUGCGUCUCUAUGACUACGGUGAGCAUCACUGGGACCAUCUCAUGAACUGGCAGCAUGCCACCAUGUACCUCUUCUUCAGCCUGGCUGGCGCCACCUCCUUGGCCGUCCACCUCACGGACGUGGCCCCGCUGGCUCUGGAUCGCAUGCUCCUGGGCAUCGCCUUCUUCACGGAGGGGUUCUUGUUCUUGUACCACCUCCAUGGCCGAGAUAUGCUGGAUGUGCACGUCCACCAGCUCCUGCUGUAUGCCAUCUUUGGGGGGGCUUUGACCGCGUUCCUGGAGAUCUUUCAUCGAGGGAACGUCCUGGUGGAGCUGCUGCGAGCUGCACUAUCCGUGCUACAGGGAACCUGGUUCUGGCAGAUUGGAUUUGUGCUUUACCCCCCAGCUGGAAUGGCGGAGUGGGACCUCAAGGACCACAACAACAUGAUGUUCGUCACCAUGUGCUACUGCUGGCACUUCUCCUUUGCCUUGUUUGCCGUUGCCAUGGUGUAUGGCACUGUGUUCUGGGUGGUGCGCUCCAGGCUGAAGAAGACCCCUACGAUGGAGAUGGGCCUCCUCAAAACCACCGAGAGGGAGCAGGAGUCGGAGGACGAGCUCUAGGCUUAAAUUUCUCAGACUUCAGCAGCCAGUACGAGACUGGCUCCGAGCCCGCAGAAAAUGACAAAGCCGAGGGCAAACACACUUGAAUAUUGUCUGUCCUGUUAUUUCAAAUGUUAUGUUCUGUUUGAUUUUAAGAUCCCCCCCCCCCCCAAAUGACUGGAGCAUUUUCUCAGUCCAUAGGGGUGCCAAAAUGGUUCAACAGUGUUGUAGCGCCAUCAUGUGCCGUGAACUGGAAACAAAUGCACUGGCUCCUCAGUUUAGGAAUGCAAGUGGGUUUGUAACUGCAGUCACUUUUAUCCCCAGGACAUGAGGAAAAGCUUCAUACAGAUCUUUCUGCAGAUUAAGGUCUGUAAAAACAUUGGAUGUAGCUACAAUAAAUUAAGACAAUAUAUGUAUUAAUAAAUUUAGACUUUUUUCUUUUUGUUAAAUUUAAUGCAUCGCAGAGUUAACACUCACUUAAAAGUAUUGAAAGUAAAAAAAAAAAAAAUCUUGCAGUGCAGGAUGUGCCCGUUCUCGUUCUGUGCCUACAGCAUAAACUCUGGACCACCAUGGCCCUAGAUUAGAACAGAUGGUUAUUGACAGCAACUGACUGAAUUACAAUAAAAAUGUCGUCUCCAUGUGCUCAUAAAAUACAGUUCAAAAGUACGUGCGACAUUCCUCAUCUGCCCUCUAUUUUUCAGCUUCCUUUAUUGUGUCCGUGGUAACAGUUUGUCUUAUUUCUCGCCCUGUUUGAGUCCCUGACAAACACCCAAAGGUGAGCUGUAAACACUGGGGAAGCCAGUUGAAUAGAGGCGGUCCUACGGUCCUAUUCUGUUUGGGUGCGUUUUACCCAAACAGAGUCAUUGUGGCAAACAGGAAAAAGUGAAGAAAAUGCAAUAAAGGAAAAAAAACGUAGAAAUUUCGUAGCUUCGCUGUUCGUAACUUGAGGAGCCAGUGUCAUUUGUUUCCCAAAUUCUUUUAUUAUAUGUCACAUCCAGUGCCUCUUCCUUUAGUGCCUUGUUUUUUUUCCAACAUAUGAGUUUUUUUUUUUUUUUUAA